GCAGGCGCCCGCCAGCUGGAGACUCCACGGAGCGCGGCCCCGCGGCCUCGCCGCAGAGCGGGCUGGCGCUUCCCGAGCCCGCGGGGCUCUCGGCCGGGCACUGGGCAGGGGCGUCCUCCUCCCGCCAGGGAAAGCAGAGAAAAUGAAAGCCUAUCUAAAGAGCGCCGAGGGCUUUUUUGUCCUGAAUAAAAGUACCACGAUUGGGAAGCAUGAGGAUUCAGACCUUGUUUUGGAGUCCGCGGACAUCGACAACCACCACGCGCUCAUCGAGUUCAGCGAGGCGGAGGGCGGCUUCGUUCUCCAGGACUUCAAUUCCCGCAACGGCACGUUCGUCAACGAGUGUCACAUCCAGAACGUGGCUGUGAAGCUCAUCCCCGGAGACAUCCUGAGGUUCGGCUCCGUGGGGCUGACCUAUGAACUGGUCGUCGAAAACCCACCCCCGAUCUUCUCCUGGGCGAGGGGCCCCACAGCCUGGCCGAGGCCACAGCCGACACAGGCCACCCAGCAGCCGCUCGAGGCGCCCCCACCACCUCUGAACCUCUUCUACCAGGGCAUCCGGCCGGUGCCCCUGCAGCGGAGCUGGUCCCAGGGGUUCCCCAGGACCUCCGUGGUCCCACCUGCCCCCCACCAACGGCCGGUGAGCGCCAGCGGGAAGAUGUUCUCCUUCGUGGUGGACAGCGGCCACAAGUCCCCCAUCAUCAAGCAAGUGUGGACGGGGUCCAUGGACAUGCCUGAGUGCUCCAUACCAGAGGGGAUUCCUGGAGCCGUGCCUCCCGCGGAGAUUUACAUGGAGCCGGACAUGGUCCCGCAGGACAAGGAUGAGAUCAUCCUGAUGCUGGGCAGAGAGAUCAGCCGACUCGCCGAUUUCGAAAUCGAAUCCAAAUACAAAGACGCCGUGAUCGCGAACCUGCAGAACGAAGUGGCCGAGCUCAGCCAGAGGCUGUUGGAGAUUACCGCCUGCCGGCAGGGGGACAGGGGGACAGCGCAGAAGGCCGAGGGCCUGGAGGAAGGCAUGGACGACAAGCAGAAGGAGAUCCAGAGCUUGAAGCAGCAGAUCAGUGCCCUUCAGAAGGGCUACAACCAGAUGCUGUGCCGGACGCUGUCUGAGCGGAACUCAGAAAUCACGUCCCUGAAGAACGAGGGCGAGACUUUGAAGAGGGACAACAGUGUCACGGCAGGGAUGGUGACAUCUUUGCAAAAAGACAUCUUAGCAAGGAAUGAGCAGGUUCAACAGCUGAAAGAGGAGGUGGACCAGCUGAAGAGUCAGAACAAGGAGAAGGAGCUCCAGCUGGAAACCCUGAACGCCAGGUGCUCAGCACUGAAUGAAGAGUUAAAAAAAGAAGGUUCCCAAAAGGAGCACAGAGAAGCCCAAGAGAAAGAGCUGAAACACUGCAAGAGCCAAAUCCAAGACAUGGAAAAGGAAAUGAAGAAGCUGAGGGAGGAGCUGAGGAAGAACUGUUCUGAGCAGAGCAUGAUCUACAAGACUCUGAGAGAAAAGAGCAAGGUCGAAGAGAAACUUCAGGAGGAUUCCAGAAGGAAAUUGCUUCAGCUGCAAGAAAUGGGGAACAGAGAGAGCCUCAUUAAGGUCAAUUUGGAAAGGGCAGUAGGUCAGCUGGAGCAGUUCAGAAGCCAGGUCAUCAAAGCCACCUACGGGCAGGCGAAGCCCUGCCAGGACAAGGCCAUCACGGACCAGCAGCUGAUAGAGAAGAUCACUCAGGUCACCGAGGACAACAUCAACUUUCAGCAGAAAAAGUGGAACCUGCAGAAGGAGAGCCAGCUGAGCCAUUCCAAACAGGAGGAGACCGCGAAGAACAUGGAGAAGCUGAAGGCCUCACUGGACAACUGCCAGGCUUGCAUGAAAAUGUCUUGCUGCAGCAGCGACCUAAAGAGGGAAGUCGACCUCCUCCAGCACCUUCAGAUGAGCCCACCUGUCCUGGGGCUCCAGAAGGUGACCCUGGACAUCCUGAACCACUCACUAUCCUGGCUGGAGGAGACAGAGCAGCUGCUCAGGGACCUCGGCAUCCAGCUGUCCGGCUCCGACAAAGGGUUCUCUUUGUAUCUGAUAUACCUUCUGGAUCAUUAUAAAAAGAUUACGAACCAGACCCAGGAACUUCAGAUCAAGAUCAGCAGCUCUCAGGAAACCCACCAGUUUCUGCUGCAAGAAAAGCUGCAGGAGCAUCGGGCAGAAAAGGAGAAGCUGAACGAGGAGAUGCUGGAGCAAGAGGAGAAGCUGAAAGCCAAAAUCAGGCGGCUGAUGGAAGAGAAGGAGGCUCUGGAGGACGAGGUUGCUCAAGAGAAAAGCAGCGCGAGGGAGGCCUUGCAGAAGGAGCAGAGGAGAGUGCAGGAGCUGGAGAGCCGCCUGGCCCGCCAGAAGGAGACUCUGGAGGAACGCAUCGCUCAAGAGAAAAGCAGAUCCACGGAGGCCCUGGAGGAGAAGGAGAGCAGGGUCCAGGAGCUGGAGGGUCGCCUGGCCCGCCAGAAGGAGGUUUUGGAGAGCAGCAUCGCCCAGGAGAAGAGGAAGGCCAAGGAAGCCCUGGAGUCGGAACGACGGAAGGCGCAAGACCUGGAGAACCACCUGACCCAGCAGAAGGAGAUCUCGGAAAACAGCAUCAGCUAUGAGAUUCAGAAGGCGAAGGAGGCCUUGGAGAAGGAAAGGAGGAAGGUGCAGGACCUGGAGAACCGACUGACCAAGCAGAAAGAGGAAAUAGAAUUAAAAGGGCAAAAAGAGAACACUUUAAAUAGUAAGUUAAGUGACGCUCUGGCCAUGGUAGAAGAGGCUCAGCAAACCAAGAGGGCCGAAAGCCUCAGAGCAGAGAGUCUCGCCCUGAAGCUAAACGAGACCUUGGCCGAACUGGAAACCGCCAAGACGAAGCUGAUCAUGAUGGAGGAGCAGAUAAUACUGCAGCAGCUGACAGUGAAGAGUCUCCAGGACCAGCGGGAAUCACAGAAACAUGGGUUUGAAGAAGAAAUCAUGGAAUACAAGGAGCAAAUCAAACAGCACUCCCACACGAUCGUGAGCCUAGAGGAGAGACUCCAAAGGGUGACCCAACACCAUAAACAAAUAGAAGAAGAGAUCGCAUCUUUGAAGGACAAUAGCCCAGCUGAGAAGGUGGAGAUGCUGGAAGAGCCUCCAGUGGCACCCCCGUUGGAGAACGGCACCGGAGAAAUGGCGUGCGACCACCUGAUAGAUGACUUACUGUCUGCUCAGAAGGAAAUCCUGUCUCAGCAGGAGGUCAUCAUGAGGUUAAGGAAAGACCUCAACGAAGCCCAUGGCCGAAUGUCAGACCUGCGAGGGGAGCUCAGCGAGAAGCAGAAGAGGGAGCUGGAGCGGAACAUGAUCCUGGUCCAGCAGCAGAGCCGGGAGCUGUGCACGCUCAAGGCGAAGCUGGCCCAGAUGAGCAACCUGGUGGAGAAGAAGGACCGGGAGCUCAAGGCCCUCAAGGACGCGCUCAGGGCUUCCCAAGAGAAACACACACACCAGCUGAGCGUGGAGAAGGAGAAACCCAAGAACGCCACCCAGAAGUGUGACAUCUCCGUGCAGAUAGAACCAAUGCACCCUGACGCUUUCUCGAGCAGUCAAGAGGAGCAGUCCUUCAGUGACCUGGGGGCCAAGUGCAGAGGCUCCCGACACGAGGAAGUCAUUCAGCGUCAGAAAAAGGCCCUGUCAGAACUCCGAGCCCGAAUCAAAGAACUAGAAAAGGCCUGCUCUUCCAAUCAUAAGGACCACCUGAAUGAGUCAUUUCUAGAACUAAAGACGCUCCGAAUGGAAAAAAACAUCCAGAAAAUAAUACUGGACACAAAACCCAUCUUGUCAACUCCCUCCAGAAUGGAGAUCCAAGCGGACAGUCUCUCCAACUCAGACUCCAGCUCUGCCGAGAAGUCAGAGAAAACGGACGUCACCGAGGCGUUAGAUCUCAGCGAGAGACUGUACCUGGACAUGAGCAGGACGCUCGGAAGCCUGAUGAAUAUCAAGGACAUGUCGGGUCUCGUGUCCAUGAAACACCUGUCCCCCAAAGAGAGGGAGAAGGUCAACCAGCUGCGACAGAGAGACCUGGACCUGGUGUUUGAUAAGAUCACCCAGCUCAAGACCCGGCUGCAGAGGAAAGAGGAGCUCCUGAAAGGCUACGAGCAGGACGUGGAGCGGCUCAGGCAGAGCAAAGUGUCCGUGCAGAUGUACCAGUCACAGGUAGCGAAGCUGGAGGACGACAUCCACAAAGAGACGGAGGAGAAGGCGCUGCUGAAGGAGGCCCUGGAGCGCACGGAGCACCAGCUGCAUCAGGAGAAGAGGAUCAGCAGGGCCUUCAGGCAGCAGAAGGAACGUUUAGAGGAUCACGAACACAGAAAUGCCAAAGCACCAGCACCUUGCAACUGUUCCUUCAAAGAAAACCAGCGGCAGGUUGGAGCCAAAAAAGCCACCCUAAAGAUGGACCAAGAAAAAGAGAUGAAAAAAGAAACAUCCAGAAAACCCAGCCAGAGCCUGUUGUUUUCUAAGCCCGGUGGAAGGAACUAGAACGAUGUCAUCUCAACCCAGACUCACGUGAUCCUCCAUGAGUCGGUUUGACUCUUCCGUGUCAAAAUAUUAAGACGCUUAUGCAGGACUUUAAAAAUUGUUACCCUAGCGUUUGACUUUCUAGACUGGUAUUUUGCACAGUAUGUAUUUGGGUGUGUGUGG
Molecule: messenger RNA, 4672 nt
Organism: Sciurus carolinensis (gray squirrel)
Lineage: Eukaryota; Metazoa; Chordata; Mammalia; Rodentia; Sciuridae
Gene: Fhad1
Product: forkhead associated phosphopeptide binding domain 1
Exons: 33
Coding region: 143-4510 (1455 amino acids)
Molecular function (GO): protein binding
Source: RefSeq, a predicted model, not a curated record